Pieris rapae (cabbage white) is the source of this 1446-nucleotide messenger RNA. RefSeq names its product peroxiredoxin-4 (gene Prx4). Gene Ontology annotation, biological process: response to oxidative stress; hydrogen peroxide catabolic process; cell redox homeostasis. Bases 161 to 904 code for a protein of 247 amino acids. Lineage: Eukaryota; Metazoa; Arthropoda; Insecta; Lepidoptera; Pieridae. Gene Ontology annotation, molecular function: thioredoxin peroxidase activity. Gene Ontology annotation, cellular component: cytosol; endoplasmic reticulum. The transcript is spliced from 4 exons. The record is from RefSeq and is a predicted model, not a curated record.
GGAGAGGUAACCCGUAAGUCGUAACCGGUAACCGGUCAAAUUGUUGACUUGUGGUAACGUGUCGGUUGUUUGUUGGUUUGGUAUCCUUUUGGUUGAAUAUUUCUAAAUAAUUUGAGUAUCGAUAUAUAAAUAUAUUUUCAUAAGUUUAUAAAUAUUUAUAAUGGUAAAACCAAUAAUCCUACCUGUUUUACUUGUAUGUUUUACAAGUUACUGUAAUUCAACUUUAUUUGAAUCUGAUUCUUGUUAUUCUUUUGGAAGCGGCAAUGUAUUUCCCGGUGGAGCAAGAAAAAUUGACCACAAACUACAAUUUACUAAGGCUAUGAUUUCAAAACCAGCCCCUGAGUGGGAAGCAACAGCUAUUGUAAAUGGAGAAAUCACCCAAUUAAAACUGUCAAGUUUCAGAGGGAAAUAUUUAGUAUUUUUCUUUUAUCCUCUAGACUUCACUUUUGUAUGCCCUACUGAAAUAUUGGCUUUCUCAGAAAGAAUUGAAGAGUUCAAAAAACUUAAUACUGAAGUAGUGGCAUGUUCUGUUGACUCCCAUUUUACACACUUAGCAUGGAUUAAUACUCCCCGUAAGGAAGGUGGACUUGGUAAAAUUAAUAUUCCACUUGUGAGUGAUCUGACACAUUCUAUAGCUAAAGAGUAUGGUGUAUAUUUAGAAGAUUUAGGACAUACAUUACGAGGUCUCUUCAUUAUUGAUGAUAAGGGGGUUCUGAGACAGAUAACUAUGAAUGACUUGCCAGUUGGUAGAUCAGUUGAUGAAACACUGAGGUUGGUCCAAGCCUUCCAAUAUACCGACAAACAUGGGGAAGUCUGUCCUGCUGGAUGGAAACCAGGUCAAGACACUAUUAUACCAAACCCAGAGGAAAAAAGAAAGUACUUUGAAAAAGUCUCCAAAAACUGAUGGAGCCAUUGUUUCCUAUAUAAAAAACACUUAAUAUUUAUCUUUUUAAGUUUUGUUUAUACAUACUGUGUAAACUCUAUGAAUGAUCACUUUAUUUAAAUGAUUUAACUCCCUUAUAUGUUAAAAUAACUUGACUGAUUCCUUUAAACAUCAAUCUAAUGUUACAGUAUCUUGCUAUUUCGAAUUUACACAUUUUUUUUUGCCUUUCGAGACUACUAAAUAUGAUUACAAUAGUGUGAUAGUUUAUUGCAUUUAUAUUAUAUAAAAUUUUAAGGGCAUGUUUAGGGCAGAAUAUAAAGUUUUUGUCACAAAUUAAUAAUUCCCUCUAUUUUUAACAAGGUGCUAUUCAUCAAUUUGCAUAAUAAUCACGAAACUAAUAAAAAUAAAUUAAUCAUGUAUUUCAACUGUUUUUACGUCAUAAUGUAUAAUAUGAACAACUACUAGGUAUUUUAUCAGAAGCAAUUUAUUUUCGUAACUAAUUUAUUAGUAUUUUAUACAUUGAAGUCAUCACAAUUUAUUAUAUAAGAGACUUUAUAAUACAU